Zerene cesonia (dogface butterfly) is the source of this 1717-nucleotide messenger RNA. It is a transcript of the gene Aduk, whose product is annotated as serine/threonine-protein kinase ULK3. NCBI's taxonomy places the organism in Eukaryota, Metazoa, Arthropoda, Insecta, Lepidoptera, Pieridae. Gene Ontology annotation, molecular function: protein serine/threonine kinase activity; ATP binding. Gene Ontology annotation, cellular component: autophagosome; cytoplasm. The transcript has 13 exons. Gene Ontology annotation, biological process: autophagosome organization; autophagy; peptidyl-serine phosphorylation. The record is from RefSeq and is a predicted model, not a curated record. The coding region runs from base 101 to 1627 and encodes 508 amino acids.
AAUUAUGACUUUCGAUUACAGAAGUUUCGAAAUGAAAAUUUUCGAUAGGAAUUUGAAAAUUUGAUAUAAUUUUUAUGUAUAUCAGUGUAUAAAGUUAAAAAUGUCCUUUCCGAAAGUAGAAGGAUAUGUGUUUACUGAGAAACUCGGAUCUGGGAGUUAUUCAACUGUCUAUAAGGCUUACACAAAGAUAGGUGCUCGAACAACAGUAGCUGUGAAAUGCAUAGACAAGUCGCUGGUGAAGCAUUCGGGUGCGGCAGUGGACAAUCUCGUCUCAGAGAUACGGCUGAUGAAGACUCUGACCCACCCGCAUAUAGUGCAUAUGAGGGAAUUCACUUGGGAUGAUCGUAACAUCUACAUUAUAAUGGAGUACUGUUGCGGUGGCGAUCUCUCGAAAUACAUACAUCGCUACGGCAGAGUGCCCGAGGCCAAGGUUCUGUAUUUCCUGCAGCAACUUGCGUCAGCGCUGAAGUUCUUAAGAGAAAAAGGUGUGGUGCACAUGGACCUGAAGCCGCACAACCUGCUCCUGCACAAGGAUUCCGACGGAAAAUACCUGCUGAAAGUCGGCGACUUCGGUUUCGCGCAGCACAUGAGCGCGGGCCCGCAGCGCGCGGUGCGCGGCUCGCCGCUGUACAUGGCGCCCGAAAUGGUCGCCGGCGAGUAUGACGCGCGCGUCGACCUGUGGAGCGUCGGCGUGAUCAUGUACGAAUGUCUGUUUGGCAAAGCUCCGUACUCGUCGAACACUUUCAAGGAGCUGGUCGACAAGAUACAGAGGAAGGCGCCCAUCGAGAUACCGGCGAACGCGUCGAUAUCGGCCGGCUGCGCCGACCUGCUGACUCGCCUGCUGCAGCACGACCCGGACAAGCGGAUAUCGUAUGAGGAAUUCUUCGAGCAUGAGUACUUGGACCUGGAGCAUAUGCCCUCGAAGGAGAAUUACGUUAAGGCGGUGGGGCUGAUAAAGCAGGCGAUAGACGCGGAGUGCGCGGGCCGGCCGGCGGCGGCGCUGGCGCUGUACAGCGCGGCGCUGCGCCGCCUCGUGCCGGCGGCGCGCUGCGAGCCCGACGCGCUGCGCCGCACCGCGCUCAGCGCCAAGCUCGCCAGCUACAUGGACAGGGCGGAGGAAAUCAAGCGAUACCUCCAAUCGCCCCAAACGGUCCCCAUGCUCCCGCAGAGCGGGGCCCAAGCCCCAUACGGGGCUGUGAGGAGAAACACGUGCUGCAGUGGGGAGGCGUCGGGGAAUAGCUAUGAAUUUAAUCUUAAUGAAAUAAAAGAAGAGCAAAGUAAUAACUCACACACUCACUAUAAUGUUGCCAGCAACACUGAAAAUGUUGCCAACAGCUGUUCAAAUGUUGCCAGCAACAGUACAAAUGAUGCCAGCAACGGUACAAAUGUUGCCAGCAGCAGUGCAAUUGUUGCCAACGAGAAUAUACCGGUUGCCAACAGCAACGGGUCAAAUAGUAGAAAUAAUAAACAAAAUAUAGAGGACAGAAGCCAGUCGGAGAGGCCGCGGGGUUUCGCGCGCUUUCUCAAGCUGCCAUAUUUGGACAAAGAUAACUACGCGGAUGAACAAACGAAGAAACAAACGGAAAAAGCCGACGACAGCCCAGCCGACUUCUGUAAAAUAACUUAGCAUUGAUAUAUUUAGAUAGAUGUCUUUCUCUUAAAUUGAUAAUUUUCUAUACGAAUACGCACAUUAAUGAUAAAUACACACACAAACGCA